Prorocentrum cordatum is the source of this 378-nucleotide messenger RNA. The record is from the annotation of a GenBank genome assembly. NCBI's taxonomy places the organism in Eukaryota, Dinophyceae, Prorocentrales, Prorocentraceae.
AUGGGCCUCCAGUACCUGCCGGCGGUGGAGACGGCCCGGGAGUGCGUGGCGGAGCUCCGGGAGAGGGGCGCGCAGGUCGUGCUCGCCGUGACGCAUCUGCCCCUGACCGGACCGGCGGACGAGCCAACCGACCAGGUGUUGAUGCAGUCCUGCCCGGGCAUCGACAUGCUACUGGGCGGCCACGACCACUUCUACCUCUACGACCGCGAGAGGAACAUCGUCAAGAGCGGAUCGGACUUCAAGCACCUGUCGCACGUGACCAUCCACCUGCAGCACGGCCAGGUCGUCGCCUCCGAGUGCGAGCGCUUCGACGUCACGCGCGGCGUGCCCAUCCGCGGGGGGGUCAGGAGACGACAGGUACGACCGCCUCAUGGCUGA